Molecule: messenger RNA, 1109 nt
Organism: Macroventuria anomochaeta
Lineage: Eukaryota; Fungi; Ascomycota; Dothideomycetes; Pleosporales; Didymellaceae
Product: ClpP/crotonase
Exons: 2
Coding region: 38-934 (298 amino acids)
Biological process (GO): fatty acid beta-oxidation
Cellular component (GO): mitochondrion
Molecular function (GO): enoyl-CoA hydratase activity
Source: RefSeq, a predicted model, not a curated record
AUUGAACCUUGAACGAGCAAUUCCACACACCCGCAACAUGCCAUACUUAUUACGACCGGGCUCGAGGCUCUUCGUCCGCCCAAUCCAACGCUGCGCAUACUCCAGCGCGCCAUCGCCCGUAAUCAACGUUGUGAACUAUCCGGCACCGCAUUCUGGAAACAUUCGAAUCCUUUCCUUGAACCGACCUGCCGCGCGCAAUGCAAUCUCAAGACAAUUGCUCUCCGAGCUCAACCAGCAGAUCACUAGCAUACACAACGAAGGACAGACAGGACCAACCAGAGCUCUGAUCUUGGCUAGCGAGGUCGACACAAGUUUCUGCGCAGGCGCAGACUUGAAAGAAAGAGUUACAUUCACCCAAGAAGACACCGCCAACUUCCUCACCUCUCUCCGGAGCACCCUAACCUCGAUCCAAACGCUCCCGAUCCCCACAAUCUCCGCCCUCGCAGCCCCCGCAUUCGGCGGCGGCCUCGAGCUCGCCCUAACAACACACAUGCGCGUCUUCGGCAGUACGACAACCGUCGCACUCCCCGAGACACGACUCGCCAUCAUUCCCGGCGCAGGCGGUACCUACCGCCUCCCCGCGCUCAUCGGGCUCGCACGCGCGCGGGACAUGAUCCUCACAGGCCGCCGGGUCGGCGCGCCAGAAGCGUAUUUCCUGGGUCUUUGUGAUAGAUUGGUGGAGAUUACGCCUGAGGAGCAGGCGAAGGAGGGCGAGGCGAGGAAGAAGGUGCUGAACGAGGCGGUGCAGCUUGCUAUCACAAUAUGCGAGGGUGGACCUAUCGCGAUCCGGGCUGCAUUGGCCGCGGUCGAGGGGUGUGUGUUGGGGGAGAAGGCGGAGAAUGCGGCGUAUGAAUUGGUUGUUAAGACGAAGGAUAGAGAUGAGGCGUUGGCGGCGUUUAGGGAGAAGAGGAAGGCCGUCUUCAAGGGGGAGUGAGUCCGCAAGUUUCGAGAAGGAAGAGAGCACGUUUUGUAGCGAACGUCGUGUUUGUGAGCGGAGCAGACAGACCAGUAGACCAUCAAGUCCGCUUCCAUACUUCACUACAUGAUCACGUAACAGCUCUCUACAUCUUACUCCUAAUCUCCUCCAACAACUUCUUCAAUUCGCCCGG